This is a messenger RNA of Psylliodes chrysocephalus, 444 nucleotides long. Lineage: Eukaryota; Metazoa; Arthropoda; Insecta; Coleoptera; Chrysomelidae. The record is from the annotation of a GenBank genome assembly.
AUGUUAAAAAAUGAAGAGAAACUAUGGAAUGAUGAGUCAGAUAUGUAUCUGAUAAAUGAAGUUAUUGCUAAGUGGAAAGAAUUGCAAACAUUUAGCAAGAAAAAAGUAUUCGAAAAAAUUGCCCACAAUAUUUCAAAUACAUUUGGAAAGACAAUUACAGGAACACAGGCUGACAGCAAAUGGAAGUACUUAGUUUCUAAGUAUAAAAAUUUUAAAAAGACCAUUGCAUCAACAGGAACUGGAACAAUCAAAUGGAAAUAUUAUGAAAUCCUAAAUGACUUUUUAUUUAACAAGCCCGAGAUUAUUGCACCAGCUAUAUGUAGCAGCUCCAAAGGUCUUCUCAUUAACAAAUGUGAUGACGAAGAAGCAUCGGGCUCACAAACUGUCAACACAAACCUGGCAUUUAGCCCAUUAGUGUCAUCAAUGACGAGAAAGAAGAGAUAG